Pimephales promelas (fathead minnow) is the source of this 613-nucleotide messenger RNA. The record is from RefSeq and is a predicted model, not a curated record. Lineage: Eukaryota; Metazoa; Chordata; Actinopteri; Cypriniformes; Leuciscidae.
AUCUUGCAAUCGAACAGACAUAAAAGGAACGGAAACAUUGUUAUUUUAUUCUGCUGACACGAGAUGGAUCUGCGAGUCUCUGUUGUUCUUCUUUUCGUUUUUCUCAAUGGAGGAUAUUCUCUUAAGUGUUACUCAUGCAUGCCUGAUUCGACGGGUUCCUGUAAAGCAAAAGUGGAGACAUGUCAAGAUGGAUUUUCUAUAUGUGCAAGCAGUAAAGUGGAACAAUCAGAUGCAGGUUUAACUAAGGUGUUCAUCACUAAAGCAUGUGCAGAUCAAUGUAAACCAGGGACCCAAAAGAUAGAUGAAGGGUCAUUGUCUGUCCAGUGUUGUGACACUGACCUUUGCAAUGCAGCAGACGGAAUGGUCAAGGGAAGCUUCCUCCUGCUCUUCUCUCCUCUUCUCUUCUACUUCCUGUUUCAGUGAGUCCAGAUUCUGCAACAAACACCAGCGAAUGUGGAUUGCUAUACUUUUCUAAAUAAAGAUCGUUUGUUGCACUGAUGUUCUUUGGUUUAAGGAACUAAAAGUAUUUACUUUAUUAAAUUAAUAUUGUACAAAACACUGCAUCAGCACUAUGUUUUUCCUAUGCUUAAAAUAAAGUUAUUAUAGAAUGUAA